Molecule: messenger RNA, 416 nt
Organism: Nilaparvata lugens (brown planthopper)
Lineage: Eukaryota; Metazoa; Arthropoda; Insecta; Hemiptera; Delphacidae
Exons: 2
Coding region: 34-366 (110 amino acids)
Source: RefSeq, a predicted model, not a curated record
UGGGCUGGCGUCUGUGGAGGGGCGGAGUUGGGGAUGCUGCUCACAGUGUGGUGUGUGCCGGCCGGUGGUUGGAGCGGCCUUUUGGGGACAGCUGGGCUACCCGCAGUGUUCGGUGUCCUCCAGAUACACCACGGUUGUCAUCUCACAAGACUGAAAUUCUCUCCUUUCGCUAGGAGUGGUGGGAGAGUAGUGGCAGUCAUCACUGUCCUUGUAGUGCAUGGCAACAGGUCAAAACUUAUCAGAAAUGGUCCAGGUGUCUUCCGGACCUCAAACGAGUCUUUGUGGCUGAUUCCGGUUUGCCUCCAGAUCAAGUGGUGUUCGGUUCGUCAUCUUAGGGACCCCUACGGGUGGCAACAGGUCACCUAACCUGUUUUUUAAUAAAUUAAUUAUUCAAACUUAAAUAGUGCAGCAAAGAA